AUGUCCUACACCACUCGCGUCGUCGGCAAGCCCGGAACCCUUGACUACCGUGUUUUCAUCGAGAAGGACGGCAAGGUUAUCUCGCCGUUCCACGAUAUUCCCCUGUUCGCCGAUGAGAAGAACAAAAUUUACAACAUGGUUGUUGAGAUCCCCCGCUGGACCAACGCCAAGAUGGAGAUCAGCAAGGAGGACGCGCUGAACCCCAUCAAGCAGGACACCAAGAAGGGCAAGCUGCGCUUCGUGCGCAACGCCUUCCCCCACCACGGCUACAUCUGGAACUACGGCGCUCUGCCGCAGACCUGGGAGGACCCGAACCAGACCAACGAGGACACCAAGUGCGUCGGCGACAACGACCCCAUCGACGUGUGCGAGAUCGGAGAGGCCAUCGGCUUCACCGGCCAGGUCAAGCAGGUCAAGGUUGUCGGCGUCAUGGCGCUGAUUGACGAGGGCGAGACCGACUGGAAGAUUCUGGCCAUCGACGUCAACGACCCUCUUGCGGCCAAGAUCAACGAUGUCGAGGACAUUGAGCGGUACAUGCCAGGUCUGCUGCACGCGACCAACGAGUGGUUCCGCAUCUACAAGAUCCCUGACGGCAAGCCCGAGAACCAGUUCGCCUUUGGCGGCGAGGCCAAGAACCGCGCCUACGCCACCGAGGUCGUCAAGGAGACCGCCGACGCCUGGAACGAUCUUGUCACCGGCAAGACCAGCCCCGGAGACAUCACCCUCCAGAACGCGUCCCUCGGCAACUCGGCCACCGUCGAGAACACCAACGCCGCUGCUGCCGGCGGCGUGUCGGUGCCCCACCCCGAGGUUGACCAGUCUCUGCACAAGUGGUUCUACAUUUCGGGCGGAUCCAAGAUCUAAACUCACUGUAGCUGCCGCUCUUGAUCUUUCCAAUCCAUUCUAGCUGUCGAUCGGUUUAUAGCAUCGCUUCGCCUUUCUCACUCCCCCACCCUGCGGCUGUUUUGGCAUACCGGGCCCCUUUCAGAACCCACCUGUGCGCCGGCAGGCGUGUCUGAUCAGGCUGCUCGCAUGCUGUGCAAUACUCUGGCUGCAUGCAUGGGAAGGUCUCGGCUCCCGAGCACGCAAUAUUGACAUGAACGGAGAAUACACCCAUGUCUCGACUUUUUAUAUUAGGCUGCAGGUGUAGAGCCAGACGAUGUGGUUGCCUCCUGCCUUGCUGCCACUAAUUGCUUGUUGCCGAGAUGUUUGAAAGCACCAUGAGAGCGCCAG
Molecule: messenger RNA, 1233 nt
Organism: Linderina pennispora
Lineage: Eukaryota; Fungi; Kickxellomycota; Kickxellomycetes; Kickxellales; Kickxellaceae
Product: cytoplasmic inorganic pyrophosphatase
Exons: 2
Coding region: 1-864 (287 amino acids)
Biological process (GO): phosphate-containing compound metabolic process
Cellular component (GO): nucleus; cytoplasm
Molecular function (GO): inorganic diphosphate phosphatase activity; magnesium ion binding
Source: RefSeq, a predicted model, not a curated record